Columba livia (rock pigeon) is the source of this 2502-nucleotide messenger RNA. It is a transcript of the gene CD2, whose product is annotated as CD2 molecule. The record is from RefSeq and is a predicted model, not a curated record. The transcript has 5 exons. NCBI's taxonomy places the organism in Eukaryota, Metazoa, Chordata, Aves, Columbiformes, Columbidae. The coding region runs from base 100 to 1032 and encodes 310 amino acids.
ACUGACACGUCCCACAACUGCCUGCUCACAGCAGAAAAUCCUUUCACCUCUCAGGAGCUAUCAUUAGACAAGGCGACACUGGAUUUUUUCUCUCUGAAAAUGAACUUUAGGAGGAUUUUCCUAAUCAAGUGCAUGCUGCUUUUAUUUCCCAGUGUAAAAUGCUCCGUCAGCAACUUGAUUUACACAGCCGUGAAUGAGUCAGUUUUUCUCCACAUCGCUGUUGCUGCUGAGAACAUCUAUGAUGCAACGUGGCUGAGAGACAGAAAAAAGUUGCUUCAGUUAAAAGAUAACAAAGUUAAGUACUACGUAAACAAAGACCAGUGCAGGUGUAAGGUAUUCCUCAAUGGGACUCUGCGAAUAGAGCGUGUGGUGAAAGAGGACAGUGGAAAGUACACGGUGACUGUUUAUCAGAAGGAUGGAAAAUUGUCAGCAGAAGAAGAUAAAACGUUCAUCGUUCAGGAGCCUGUCCCUCAGCCAAUCCUCAGUUCCGAAUGCAUAAAUAAAAGUGCAUCUGUCAAGUGCGAAGUAAAGCAGAAGAAUAAAGACGAAACAUUUAUAAUAGAACUGACUCAAGAUAAAAGCAAAAAAAUCCAAAAGAAUGCAACAAGGUUGGAAUUGCACACACGGUAUUCUGGGAUGUUCAGAUGUGUUGUUAAGAAUGAAGUCAGUGAAAAAGUGACUGAAAAAGUAAUUAAAUGCUCAGGCCAGUUGGACCUUUAUCUCAUCUUAAGCAUAGCAGGAGGUGCAACGUUCUUUGUCAUCUUUGUGAUUUUGCUUAUUUGUUGUAUCAGGAAGAAGAAAGCAGAAAGGCUUGGAGAUUAUGAAGACGAGCAAGUGAUGCAGGCUCGCCAGGCGGACAGUGAGAUGGUGGUGCGGGAGCUCCCUCAGCCGCCAUCCAACCCGACCCCGAAGCAGCUGCGUAUCCAGCAGCGGCCACUGCCGCAGCCCCAGGGGCAGCAGCAAGCAGUGCCCCCACGGCCCCGGCCCCGCACUCAACAGCGUACUCCAAACCAUCCAAGAGAAAGACCUUGAAUGUCUGUCCUGGGAGGGAAGGUGGUCUCUCGACUCUGCCAUUCACUGAGAAAAUAAAGUUUCCAGUUGUCAGGAACCCCUCCUGCCCAGCCUUGCAUAAUGCUCAGCUACAAAAUGACAGCUUUUGUUGCAGAAAAUUAGAGCAUCAAAUGGAGAUGAAAAGACCCAGUGGAGGAGAUUCAAGGUGAUGGGCAUUCAUCCCUGUCAUUAUUUUUCUUCAAGUGUCUUCAUGUUAGGGUAUGGAACACCGAGCCUUGAAACCUGUGUCUUUCUGUGGUUCAUUUGUUUUUAGUGCACCUUGUUGUUUUCAUGCUUUUGGAUGGAUUAUAUCAAGAAGAAGCUAAAGUUCUGGUAAGAAAGCAUGGGCCUGAGAAUCUUUCCUUUCUCCUGCCACACAUUAGGACAGCCCUCUGACUUCAGCAUCAAAUGCAUGACCUUCUGGAUCAAAGCAUAGUUGUGUGUAAUUUUCUGGGAGAGGACCUCCAGCACUGGGGAUUUCAAAAGGCAGAUGAGAUAACCAUCUGUGAGGCAUCUUCGUCCUGCUGAGGGCUAGGGCAACAUGCUACACAGCCUCUCCAAGGACUAUUUCAGCUCAGUUUUCUGUGACUCCUUUUUGGCAAAUAAAAUGAAAUUUUAUUCUCAGCAUAGGUCUUUUUGGCUAUCCAGACAAUCUUUUUUGUCACAGAAGAGGUCUGGUAUCCGUUAACUCAUGAAACAAGUGUUAUGAGUUGCCAGGCAGUCUGAUUACUAGUGGCAUUGUCUGAAUUGUCAUGGUUUUUCACUGUAGGGCUGCCUGCUGAUGUUGAGGGACCGUAACCCUUGAUUCUGCUGGUAAGCACCUCAUGUAUAACCAGGUGAUGACAGAGAACUUUUGAGAGAUCUCUCUCCCAAGGGGAGAGGAUGGACUGCAAUAACUGCACCUGCAUUGCCCUCCAUGUGCUGGAAAAUACUGCUCGCUCUUUUGGUCCUUGGAGAUGUUUGUAACUGCCUCUAUGGGACAGCUGAGAAGCUGCAACGUCUGAAUGGGUACAUUGGCCCACCUGGUGCAAGAGGCACCAGAGAGCAUGAGGCAUCCAGCUAGCAGGUUCUGCAUUAGGCAGAAGAAUGUGUAGAGUCUCUUUCAGGCUUGACUAUCCUAUAUAUGCCAGUGGAGUUAAAAUAGCCAUCCUUGUUUCUCCUCAGAAAUGUGACUAUUUUUAUCUUCUGGUACAAGGGCAGGGAAGUAACUUGUCAGGGAGAAAGAGGUCUCUGCCUCCCCCAGAGCUCAGUCACUUUUCCUUGAACUUCAAUGGUGGACACAACCCUGGGAGUGUCACUUGCUCUUGGCUUAGCUUGCUGCAUCUUGUUUUAGGGCCUUCACUAUUUAAAGUUGCAUUUGGUAAACAUUUCGUGGUUUAUUUUGUAACAUGUGCUAUUAUGCCUGUAGUGAAUGAAUAAAGAUGAGAGUGGGUGGAGAGGAUCUUAGUUCCU